Exophiala xenobiotica is the source of this 1713-nucleotide messenger RNA. RefSeq lists its product as uncharacterized. NCBI's taxonomy places the organism in Eukaryota, Fungi, Ascomycota, Eurotiomycetes, Chaetothyriales, Herpotrichiellaceae. The record is from RefSeq and is a predicted model, not a curated record. The transcript has a single exon. Gene Ontology annotation, molecular function: dephospho-CoA kinase activity. Bases 305 to 1576 code for a protein of 423 amino acids. Gene Ontology annotation, biological process: coenzyme A biosynthetic process.
CAAAAGUCUCCAAGCCGGCCUGAUCUUUUACACUUCACCCAACAUCAGUCACACAUCUUCACAGUCCUGGACCAGGAAUGAUUCACGAACAUCGUUGGACAUAGCAUACCAGCAAGGGACUUUAAGCCAAUUGCAGCCCGAUAAGAGAGGUGCUUACGAAGACCAUCAGCAUUCCUCAAUUCUUUGGAUUCAUUGUCCCUUCCAACGGCGAGCAUAUCUAUCACUGCAUAUUGCAUGGUCAACACUUGUCGACUACACAUCUUACAUUUGGAAAGAACAAAAGGCGAGGAAUAACUGAAAGAACAUGGCACCAACACCUCAACCAGCACUCACCCUCCUCCUCUUGCCCGCUCUACAGCUCCAGCUCCCCUCCCCCUCAUCAUCGUUGAGAUCAGCAUACAAACCCACAUUCGAGACACUGCUUCCCAAACUCGUCCAACCUGGCCCCAGCACCACAGCACGUCUGGACAUCGCCCUGGUCCUGUCCCCCUCCUACCCCAUCAGUUCCAACAUCUCCCGCUCCGCCACCUACCCUCUCCUUCAGACCCUGCUUUCCCAGAUCUAUAGCCUCAUUUGCUCUAUCGCCGCUCAGUCAAACAUUGACCUGGACUUCCCCGGCGGCCUGGACGUCCGAAUAUUCCUCCUGGAACCUCGAACAGACAGUCUUUCCCAAUCCCUCCUGGGCAAGCAGCCCCUUUCCGGUCCGAUCAUCGACUUUCAGACAUUCGUCUCAUCCACCCCCUCACGCCCCUAUACAAGUCUGUACUCCGUCGAGGGUGAAACGGGCGAGUCCCAUCUCAAAGCCCUCAUCACGGCCUGGCAGUCUCGACAAGGCGGCAUCGCCCCUCCUGUUCAUCGCCUGCCCUGUGGCCCAUCACUCGCAACUCCCAGCUCUUCAGCAACUCCAUACGCCGAGGACGGGCCUGUGGCAACCCAUAAAUCCGUCGCGGUAGGCGGGACGUUCGACCACUUACACAUUGGGCACAAGCUUCUUCUCACCGCGACAGUCCUGGCCGCCGAACCUUCCGACGCUUUUUCAUCAUCACCCAAAACACCCCGCCUCAUCACAGUCGGAAUCACAGGCGACGAACUCCUAGUAAACAAGAAAUACGGCUCCGUCGUCGAAUCCUGGUCGACCCGCCAACAACGCACCGCCGACUUCGUCGAGUCGAUCCUAGUCUUUCAUCCUGACAUCCCCUCGAUCAGGGAGACAGAGUCUAUCGACGAGCCCGGACCGAACGGCAAGGUGAUCCGCGUCACGUAUGGCGACGACAUCACGAUCAAUUACACGCAGAUCUCUGACCCUUUCGGACCAACGAUCACCGACGAGAAUAUCACCGCGCUUGUGAUCUCCGGCGAGACCCGUGCGGGCGGCAAAGCGGUCAACGACAAGCGCCGGGAAAAGGGGUGGAAGGAGCUAGAAGUGUUCGAGGUCGAUGUGCUAGAUGCGGCCGCGGGCCUGGAUGACGCUGAAGGCCAGCAACAAAGAGAAAGACACAGCUUUGAGAGUAAAAUUAGUAGCACGGAGAUUAGGAGGAGACUGCAAGAGAGGGGAGCCAGUGCGUCUGCAUCUUGAUUCAGCACUUCAAAUAGCAAUAUUUAACGCCUUGUCAUCUGAAUGUUAUAAUCUCAGCAAGGUAGAUACUAUCCUCGAUUUGCCGGCAAAGCAAGGUCCCUUGAGGACCUGGGUACAGGCUACUUGGAUCUUUACGU